Molecule: messenger RNA, 3072 nt
Organism: Lindgomyces ingoldianus
Lineage: Eukaryota; Fungi; Ascomycota; Dothideomycetes; Pleosporales; Lindgomycetaceae
Exons: 3
Coding region: 1-3072 (1023 amino acids)
Biological process (GO): DNA-templated transcription; regulation of transcription by RNA polymerase II
Cellular component (GO): chromatin
Molecular function (GO): RNA polymerase II cis-regulatory region sequence-specific DNA binding; zinc ion binding; DNA-binding transcription factor activity, RNA polymerase II-specific
Source: RefSeq, a predicted model, not a curated record
AUGGACGACCGAUUCCGCCAACACGGAUUGCCAAUGCCUGCCGGGGGCCAGUACCAACCUCUAGCUCCGCAAUCCUACAAUGGCCCGCAAUCCCACCUCCCCACCCUACCACCCCUCCACGGCACCGCCUCGCAGUUUCCCUCACUGUACGGCGGCCAUGGUAGCAACCCCCAAACUCCUAUCACGCCUCACACCCCAGCGACAUCUGCAUCAUCAAAUUCGAGUACUACCAUCCCGCCCAUCGCGCAACACCCUCCGCUCCGGCCUAUCCAGCCCUCUCCGUCAUCUUACCUGUUGUCGACCUCUUCAUAUGCGUCGUCACAGGCUCCUCUACUUCCAACUGCUGCCGCCCACUCUAACGCACACCAGAUGGCUCCGGCGCCGUUGUCAACAGGAUUGCAGGAUGUUCGUAUCGGUGGUCUUGGUCUAACUCCCCACUCCCAACUCUAUCCUCACCCACCCAUUCUCCCAAACCAGGAGCCAGAACCGGUGCACGUCGUUGGCCAACAAGGAAGACGAGGCGUAUUACCUACCCACCCUGGACGACCCGCUCCUGCCGCAGGAAAAGCCCCAGCAAAUCCAAACAAGAACGCAGAUGGCAAGUACGAGUGUCCUCAUUGUAAUAAGACGUAUUUGCAUUUGAAACAUCUGAAACGACAUCUGCUCCGACAUACGGGUGAGCGACCGUAUCAAUGCCAUUUGUGCAAAGAUACUUUCUCUCGAAGUGACAUCCUUAAGCGUCACUUUCAAAAAUGUUCCAUAAGGCGAGGUAAUCCGACGGGUGCAAGCCAUCUGCAAAAUGCCCAGUCUCACCUGCAGAAGAAUAGGCCACCAAGCGUUCCAGAGACUAACGCGUAUCUGAACCACAUCAACACAUCUGUGGCUUUCUCAGAUGGUACCUAUGGCAGCGCACUCGUCGGGAUGCAACCGAUGCCUUCGAUGGCACCUAUGCCUACCGAAACGUCCGGAUAUGGUGAUGGUCUUCCGCCCAUGAGUGCGCAAUCAAUGUCCGCCCGAACCUCUCGUUCUAAUAGCCUGAUCCGCCCUGGUAGUGGCAUCGAGGAAAAUAGGCGGAGCAUAUCCACGCUGGAGUUUCCCAAUGGCCGAGUGAAUUUCAAUGGGAAUGACUUUCGAGGACCAACUAGUAUCCAAAAUAACCUCUCUCACGACCUGAGUACCUAUGCAUCUCAGCAGAAUCAGAGUUCUAGCGCUGUCUCUCGGACCACGAAUCCAUAUGGCUACGAUCAUGCUGUAGCAAACCCGGAGUUGACGCAUGGUAACAUGCCCGUUAAAACGGAGAACUCGAGCUCAGGCUCCUACCAACGUCCAACACUACCGAACGUUGAGGGAAUGACCAAUGCGCAAGACAAUGGUUUGAGAUGGAGCGGUUCGUUCAAUACAGAGCCCCAGGACAACUUCCUUGUUACUUCCAGUAUGGCGAGUGGCCCAAAUCCCGACAAUCCCACAGAUGUUCUGACCAUCAAUAUCGGGCUGUAUUCCAACGCUCCUGGGUUUGUCGACUCAGCUCCAAUUCUUGACAACUGGGUUCUCGGCCCAUCUGACCCCCUGCAGAACAAAGCGGGGGCGUUGGUAGAAUAUUGCUACCCUAAUCAAUCCCUUAUCGCGGCCGAAUCGACAGAGGCCCGCGCCCUCGAUUCAUUAAAAGGGAUGCUCACCGUGGAUAAUCUCAAGCAUUUCCUCGAGGAGUACAAAAAUUUUCAGAGUCAUUGGCCAAUGAUACAUAUGCCUUCCUUCAACCCUAUUACCGCGAACGAUGGACUUCUCCUUUCAAUGGUUUGCAUUGGCGCUGUAUAUUCCGAUAGACUAAGCAUGAACGAAGUGCGCUGGUUGAUGGAACUGACAAAGAGCUCCAUAUACAGGUCUUCCAAUGUGUACAAACUUGUCACUUCAAAUGCCCACGAAGUUGUUGAUCCGAACAACCGGUCUUUGUCCGACGUCGAAGAGAUCCAAGCCUUGGUACAUCUUGUGGCACUAUUCGUCUGGCAUGGCAGCAAACUACAACGACAGCAAGGGCGAGACGAAUUCUGGGUUCUUACUGCUAUUGCACGCCGUGUCGAUCUGCUUAGUCCAAUUACUAGCGGUCGUCAAAAUUCCAGUACUCUCCACCAACCUGGACCGCUCGAUUCUACCCAACUUAGAGCGUGGUCCUGGUCUACUUGGGUCGAGCAAGAGAAGCGAUUAAGAACCAUGUACCUUAUUUUCCUACUGGACGCCGCGCUCUGCAUGUUUUUCAACCUACAACCCCAGUUCGACAUUUAUGAUAUUAAGCUUCCUCUUCCUGCAGACGACGCCGCUUGGGAGGCGAGAACACAGGAGGAAUGUGCAACUGCUCUUGGGUUAAGAGGAGGGAGUCCAUCAGUCAAAGACACAACUGGAAGUGGACGCGCAAAGCAAAUUGGAAUGUUUGACGCACUUCAACUGCUUCAGAGGGGCGGAGACUUUCCUCAAGGGGCCACCAACGUUUACGCCAAGUUCAUCCUUGUCCAUGCUCUUCAUGUACAGAUAUUUAAACUACAACGACAGAUACUCGGGCUGAGCCAAUCCCUCCCUGCUUAUGGCGGUUUUUCUUCAAGCGGUGCCAGCACGCCACACUCUCAGAACGAUUGGGACGGUACGAUGAGCAACGGCAACAGCGGGCGGGUGACCCCUACUGAGGGCACCAAUGGUCAAUACUCCCAAGCACAGCAAAAACUUCGCCUGACGAUGGGCGCACUGGAGGUCUGGAAGAGAGCCUGGGAUGUCGACAUGCAAACGCAGUACCCUCCACAUCAACGGAGGGUUGGCUUCUGCAGAGAUGGCAUACACUUCUACUUCCUUGCUAAGAUUUUCCUCCGAAGCUCUCGACACGAAGAAUGGGCGGCACAAGCGGACAUCCGUUGUCAACAAGUGUUUAGUUUGUUAAAGCAGAUAAAAACCCACGUUGCCUCGGAACAGGCACAGAAAGGGCUCGACAUUGGCUCAGUGACAACCGUGGACGACAAUUAUGGCAUUGCAGACCUGACGCUGAACAUGAGGCUUCUCUUUACCCCCAUUGACCGGCCGUCCCAUUGA